AUGGACAAAAAAGAUGGUGUCGCUAAAUCUGGUAAUGUAGCACAAACCGGUGGCUCUGGAUCUGUUACGGGGAAUAUGGUGGCGCCAGGGACUGGUGGUGCAGUUCAGAUACCUCGGGAUGCUUUCGAAGCAAAUACCAAGGCCUAUUUUGACAACCUUCAUGCCAAGGACAAGGCAACUAAGUGA
This is a messenger RNA of Eruca vesicaria subsp. sativa (arugula), 186 nucleotides long. The record is from the annotation of a GenBank genome assembly. NCBI's taxonomy places the organism in Eukaryota, Viridiplantae, Streptophyta, Magnoliopsida, Brassicales, Brassicaceae.